UGUUCUGGCUUGUGAAUCCCUGCACUUCUGCUGUGCAGCUAGAGGAAUCUAACAACAAAACAACAACAACAAAAACAAAACAAAACAAAACUAAUAAGCAUCAAACUCUGCAAUAGUGGGCAACUCAGUUAAAAUUUCUCUAACAGCAGCAGAUACUAAGGUCAGAGACCACUAUCUGCCCAUAGCCUGUACCAUGGACUCCUCGUUCAAAGAAACUCCUCCUACAUUUCCACAGCUGUCUGUCCUCCAAAGCUGUAGGAUUAUGCAUAUUAUCUCUUUUGCCAAUUCCAUUUGAACGCUAGAAGGGAGCUGGGAGGACGGUGAGAGAACAGUAGCAGCAGCAGCACCAAGAAAGGAAAACACUACUCAAACAUGGUACAAAGAGUGGCAAUUAUUGGAGCUGGAGUGAGUGGACUGGCCUCCAUCAAGUCCUGCCUGGAUGAGGGGUUGGAGCCCACCUGCUUUGAGAAAAGUGAUAACAUCGGGGGACUGUGGCAGUUCACAGAAUCUAUAGAGGAAGGUAGAGCCAGCAUUUACCACUCGGUGUUUACCAACUCUUGCAAAGAAAUGAUGUGCUUCUCAGACUUCCCUUUCCCUGAACACUUCCCAAACUAUAUGCACAACACCAAACUUCAGGAAUAUAUCCAGAUGUUUGCCAAGCACUUUGGUCUUUUAAAAUAUAUACAGUUCAAGACUCUUGUGACCAAUGUUAGGAAACACCCAGAUUUCCCUGUCACAGGGCAAUGGGAGAUCAUAACUGAGAAGGAUGGCAAAAAGGAAUCAGCUGUAUUUGAUGCUGUUAUGAUUUGCUCUGGACAUCAUGUCUAUCCAAAUAUUCCACGUGACAGCUUCCCUGGGCUAGAAAAGUUUAAGGGUAGCAUCCUCCACAGCCGGGAAUACAAAGGACCUGAAAAGUUCAAGGGGAAGAAAGUUUUGGUGAUUGGCCUUGGCAACUCUGGCUGUGACAUUGCAGUGGAGCUCAGCAACAUAGCCUCACAGGUUUAUCUCAGCUCUAGAAGUGGCUCCUGGGUCAUGAGUCGUGUUUGGGAGAAAGGCUAUCCCUGGGACAUGUUGGUCAUAACUCGCUUUGAAACUUUCCUCAGAAACGCCCUCCCACAAGCCAUCUCUGACUGGCUGUAUGUGAAGCAAAUGAACAGAUGGUUCAAACAUGAAAACUAUGGUUUGAUGCCUUUGAACAGGACCCUGCGUAAGGAGCCGGUUUUCAAUGAUGAACUCCCCAGCCGUAUCACUUGUGGAUCUAUCGUGGUGAAGCCCAAUGUGAAGGAAUUUACAGAAACCUCCGCCAUAUUUCAUGAUGGGACCGUGCAGGAUGGCCUUGACUAUGUCAUCUUUGCAACAGGCUAUUUCUUUUCCUACCCAUUCAUGGAUGACCAAUCCAUAGUCAAGUGCAGGAACAAUGAAGUCAACCUCUACAGAAGCAUUCUUCCUCCUCGACUGGAGAAACCCACCAUUGCAGUUAUUGGCUUAGUCCAAUCUCUUGGAUCAACCAUCCCCACCGCAGAUCUUCAGGCUCGCUGGUCCACAAGAGUAUUUAAGGGAUUAUGUAAGCUGCCUUCAGAGAGCACCAUGAUGGAUGACAUAGAUGAGAAAAUGGGAAAAAAGCUCAAGUGGUUCGGCCAGAGCAAUACCAUACAGACGGAUUACAUUGUCUACAUGGAUGAACUUGCCUCUGACUUAGGUGUGAAGCCCAACAUUCCACUCCUGUUCCUGACAGAUCUGAAGCUGGCUCUGAAGGUUUAUUUUGGCCCCUGCACUUCCUAUCAGUUUCGUUUGAAGGGGCCAGGGAAGUGGAAUGGGGCCAGAAAUGCCAUCUUCACACAAUGGGACCGAACACUGAAGGCCACAAGGACCAGAGUUGUACAUAGCUCUGAAAAUCCCUUCUCACUCUUUCCUUUACUCCCAAUAAUGGCACUUGCUUUUCUCCUUGUUGCUUUGUUGCUAAUGUUUAAUUGAGUAAUUAUAAACUCACAGUACAAUAAUUGCACAAUGAUUAUUUUCUAUUCACUAAUAAGUACAACAGUUUAAUUAUAAUAAUAAUAAUAAAUUUUGAACUGCAAAACUGGAAGGGACCCUACAGAUCACUGAGUCCAGA
Molecule: messenger RNA, 2113 nt
Organism: Pogona vitticeps (central bearded dragon)
Lineage: Eukaryota; Metazoa; Chordata; Lepidosauria; Squamata; Agamidae
Product: flavin-containing monooxygenase 3
Molecular function (GO): NADP binding; N,N-dimethylaniline monooxygenase activity; flavin adenine dinucleotide binding
Source: RefSeq, a predicted model, not a curated record